AUGGCGGCAUCCUUCUCAGUGGAGCGGCGGAAGGUGAUGCGCAUGUUGGGUGCCAAGGUUGUCGUGACCCCGGCACCACUGGGCGGCACGGGCAUGGUUCUCAAGGCUGAGGAGCUGGCCGAGAAACACGGCUGGUAUUUGGCGCGCCAGUUUGAGAAUGAGGCCAAUCCUGCCUACCACGCAAAAACCACAGGGCCCGAGAUCCUUGCGGACUUCGAGGGCAAGAGCUUAGACUAUUGGGUCACAGGCUACGGCACCGGCGGCACUUUCCAAGGAGCCGGAAAGGUGCUGAAGGAGGCCCGGCCCGGCAUCAAAAUCAUCCUUUCCGAGCCGAAGGGUGCUGCUUUGAUCACCAGCGGCAUCAAGCAGGAGAGGAAGGAAGUUUUGGGAAAGUUUGGUGCACCAGCGAAGGGGCACCCAGCGUGGAACCCUCAUCCAAUCCAGGGAUGGACACCGAACUUCAUCCCCAAAGUCACAGAGGAUGGUCUAGAGAUGAAGAUCCACGAUGAGGUUUUGACGGUUGACCCUCAGGAAGCUAUGAAGACAUCGCAUGCUCUGGCAAGGAUGGAGGGCAUCUUCUGCGGGACCUCUGGAGGGGCCACGGUGGCCACAGCGCUGGAGGUCGCAGCCAAAGCGCCUGCUGGCUCCACAAUCCUGGCAAUGAUCCCAGAUACGGCCGAGCGAUACCUUUCGACCCCACUUUUCGGGGACAUCGAUGCAGAAAUGAACGAGGAGGAAAUGGAACUUGCAAAGUCCACACCCAGCGCACAGCCGUGA
Symbiodinium pilosum is the source of this 777-nucleotide messenger RNA. The record is from the annotation of a GenBank genome assembly. Lineage: Eukaryota; Dinophyceae; Suessiales; Symbiodiniaceae.